CUUGCGAGCGUUCUCCCUCCCGUUGAGGCGUGCGGUGCUCAUAGAGUUGUCGUUGUGAUGCUGGGAACUUACUGGAGACAUGCCUAAGGGACGCAAUGGGCUUGAGCGACGAGAAGGAUCGCAUUGUGAUUAACGUGGGAGGUAUCAAACAUCAGACAUAUCGGGGUACCCUGCGUACCCUGCCCGGUACCCGCUUAUCCUGGCUCGCCGAACCCGACGCGCCUAGCCACUUCGACUGGGAUGACAAACAUGAGGAAUUCUUCUUCGACCGCCACCCGGGUGUUUUCGCCCAUAUCCUUAAUUAUUACCGGACGGGUAAACUGCACUGCCCUGCCGAUGUCUGCGGACCACUGUAUGAGGAGGAACUGGCCUUCUGGGGCAUCGACGAGACGGACGUGGAGCCGUGUUGUUGGAUGACCUAUAGCCAGCAUCGCGAGGCGGAAGAGGCACUUGAUAGUUUCGGCGGGGGGGCCUUGCUCGACCUGACUGGUAACGAUGAUCCAGACCCGGAGAUUGCAGCCGACCAGGGGGACGGGGUUGGUGAUGAGGCUGAUGAGAUGACAAGGAGGCUGGCACAGGGGGAUUCUCCAGAUGCCAAGGCAGGGGGGGUUUGGGGCCGCUGGCAGAAACGCAUGUGGGCUCUGUUUGAAGACCCCUACUCCUCUAAAUACGCACGGUGGAUAGCCCUGGCCUCUCUGUUCUUCAUCCUCGUGUCCAUCUCCACCUUCUGUCUGGAGACCCACGAGUUCUUCAACCCCAUCGUGAACCGCACCGAGCUGGAGCUGGUGGACAAUGUGACGGUGGAGCAUGUGUACCAGGAAACGGAGACGGUGGUCUAUCUCACCUAUAUCGAGGGCGUCUGCGUGGUCUGGUUUACCUUUGAGUUCAUGAUGCGAGUCAUAUUCUGUCCGGACAAGAUGGAGUUCAUGAAGAAAGCUCUCAACGUUAUCGACUUCGUGGCUAUCUUACCGUUCUACCUUGAGGUCGGGCUGAGCGGGCUGUCGUCUAAAGCAGCUAAGGAUGUUCUGGGGUUCCUGAGGGUGGUGAGGUUUGUCAGGAUCCUGCGUAUCUUCAAGCUGACCCGUCACUUUGUGGGCUUGAGGGUUCUGGGUCACACUUUACGGGCUAGCACCAAUGAGUUCCUCCUCCUCAUCAUCUUCCUCGCCCUCGGAGUUCUCAUCUUCGCCACGAUGAUCUACUACGCCGAACGGAUGGGAGCGGACCCGACCGACCCGCGCGCCAGCGAUCACACGCACUUCAAGAACAUCCCCAUUGGAUUCUGGUGGGCCGUUGUUACCAUGACGACCCUUGGCUACGGCGACAUGUACCCCCAGACGUGGUCGGGUAUGCUUGUCGGAGCGCUGUGCGCCCUGUCGGGUGUACUGACCAUCGCCAUGCCCGUCCCCGUGAUCGUCAACAACUUUGGAAUGUAUUACUCCCUGGCCAUGGCUAAACAAAAGCUACCAAAGAAGAAGAACAAGCAUAUCCCCCGAGCGCCCCAACCAGGAUCACCCAACUACUGUAAGUCCAGCAUCAACUCUCCUCCAACGCCCCACAAAGCACCACUCCUUCCUGAAAGCCCAAACUUAGUCCACCCCGUUUUGGCUCUGGCUCAAAACAUGGCUCUGACACACGACGACGUCUUUGAAGUAAAGUUUGCAGAUUCCAAGCUGAAUGGGGAGGCGGCCAACGCAGCUCUAGCCAAUGAGGACUGUCCUCAUAUAGACCAGGCCAUCUCGCCAGAGGAGAUCUUCAGCCCCAGUGAGAGAGAACGGCCUUGUUGUCUCGUCACCACAGCUGCAGAACGACCCAACCACACAGGGGGUAGAGUCAGGAGGGUCUCCCCUGUGACCAGUCUCCCCUGUGACCAGUCUCCCCUGGGACCAGUCUCACCUGUGACCAGUCUCCCCUGUGACCAGUCUCACCUGUGA
Messenger RNA from Salvelinus namaycush (lake trout), 1931 nucleotides. RefSeq names its product potassium voltage-gated channel subfamily C member 1-like. Lineage: Eukaryota; Metazoa; Chordata; Actinopteri; Salmoniformes; Salmonidae. The record is from RefSeq and is a predicted model, not a curated record. Gene Ontology annotation, biological process: protein homooligomerization; potassium ion transmembrane transport. Gene Ontology annotation, molecular function: protein binding; delayed rectifier potassium channel activity. Gene Ontology annotation, cellular component: axon; dendrite membrane; neuronal cell body membrane. The coding region runs from base 96 to 1931 and encodes 611 amino acids. The transcript is spliced from 4 exons.